UUUAGAUAAAAAAAGAAUUUGGGGAAUUUUUCGGUAAAAUCCUAAACGUCACCUAGGUCACAAAGUGAAAAAUGAUGACAAUUCAUGGAAUUUGUUUUUUCAAAAUGUUAUUUUCAUUUUUUGCAUACUGCAAUUUCUAUUUUGUUGAGCACCUUGUAGUUUUUAUUGUUGAAUGAAACUACUUUUACUAUUAUAACUUCAAACCAAAUGCUGUUUGUUAGACAGGUCCUUUUCAUUAAUUAUCCUGCAAUUUGAUGGGAUAGAUGCUGUCUAAUUGCAACAUCAUCUAAUUUGAUCUGAUUUUGUUGACAGCACACACAGACACCUACAUACGCAGUGAAAGAUACACAGGAUUCCUUAGUAACAUAACGUGACAUCCUGGGUGGCUGGACAUGUACUGUACCCUCCUCAGCCCCCAACACAAAUAUAAUUCUGACUGAUUAAAGGGGCAGAAAUAAUGUUCGGGACUGAAGUCAUGUCAGGCAUAAUUAGGGACAGGGUGUUGUUUAGGUGACCAUUAAGGAGGCUGACUCGAGUCAUGUGUUAAGUAUAGAGUCAUAUGAAAGGCUUGACUGGCGGAAUAUAAACAGUGCUUCCCAUUCAACAAAAGGCAUCAUUUAUGCGUCUUAUAGGAAAUGAAUAACCAUAUGACGAUUUAACUGCCGUCCUAGGGCAAUGCAGGCAGGAACCCGGCUUGUUGUGCAGUUCUCAGCCUGGCUGUCAGGUGAUCAUCACAAGACUGAUGACUUAAUCCUGCUCAGCUCUACAAAGCAAGAGGGAGAAACUACAAACUCCCUUAAUGUGCAUGUAACCAAGUGGAGAACAGCAUGAUUUGGCUUCGUUAGUGUUGUUUUAACCACUGUUUACAUUACUGCUGAAUUCAAUCUGAGGAUAAACCUUGCAGCUCGCCGUGAUUCCACGCUAUCUGCUGAAACUAAUCUGCUGUAAAACUGCUCAAAUUUGAUCCACAAACUGAUUUCUCAGGAGUGACUGGAGGAGAAGAAUACUGACGGUGAGACAUGAUGAAGGCUUUGGGUCUAAGCCUUCUUUGUUUAUUACUCUGGCCUGAUUGUACACAGGCUCAGUUUCCUCGAGUGUGCUGUACAGUGGAGGGGAUCGUGUCCAAGCAGUGCUGCCCAGCUCUGGGUUCAGAUCCUGCCAAUGUGUGUGGCUCUCUGUUGGGAAGAGGGAGCUGUACUGCAGUUCGAGUCGACAACAAACCCUGGGGAGGACCCUACAGACUGAGAAAUGUUGACGACAGAGAGCGGUGGCCCACAAAAUUCUUCAAUCAGACAUGCAGAUGUACCGGAAACUUUGCAGGUUACAACUGCGGCCAGUGUAAAUUUGGCUGGACUGGUCCCAACUGUGACCAAAGGAAAUCCCCUGUGGUUCGGAAGAACAUCCACUCUCUGACCCCCGAUGAGCUCCUGGAAUUCCUCAAUGCGCUGGAACUGGCCAAGAACACCAUUCACCCAGAUUAUGUUAUUGCCACCCAGCACUGGCUCGGCCUCCUGGGACCUAAUGGAACUGAGCCGCAGGUGGCCAACAUCUCCAUCUACGACUUCUUUGUGUGGCAACAUUACUAUUCAGUGAGAGACACUCUUUUAGGUCCAGGACGUCCAUUUAAAGCCAUUGAUUUCUCACACAAAGGCCCGGCCUUCAUUACCUGGCACAGGUUUCACCUUCUGAGUCUGGAGAGAGAGCUGCAGAGACUGACUGGGAAUGAGAACUUUGCAAUACCAUACUGGAAUUUCGCCACAGGGCAGAGCGAGUGUGACGUGUGCACUGACUCCAUGCUGGGGGCCCGACAGCCCGAGAACCCAUCUCUCAUCAGUAACCAGUCCAGGUUCUCCAGAUGGGGAGUGGUGUGUAACAGCCUUGAUGACUACAACCGCCUGGUGACUCUGUGUAACGGCACCAGCGAGGGUUUCAUUCAGCGAGGGAUUAUGGAGCAGGGAAACAUGUCUCUGCCUUCCAUGGAUGAUGUCAGGAGCUGCCUUAGAAUCCGAGAAUUUGACACUUCCCCGUUUUUUACCAACUCUUCCUUCAGUUUCAGAAAUGCACUGGAAGGUUAUGAUAAACCAGACGGAGAACUGGACGAAUCAGUCAACAACCUUCACAACCUGGUCCACUCCAUGCUCAAUGGAACAAGCGCUCUGUCACACUCUGCAGCUAAUGACCCAAUUUUUCUGGUUCUCCAUGCCUUUACUGAUGCCAUUUUUGAUGAGUGGAUGCGCAGGAUCCUUCCAACUAAUGCCACGUUUCCAGACGAAAUGGCACCCAUCGGUCACAACCGGGACUACAACAUGGUUCCGUUCUUCCCACCGAUCACAAAUGAAGAGAUCUUUGUCACAUCUGAACAGCUGGGAUAUUCUUAUGCUAUUGACUUAGAUGAAUCAGACGGCGGAGCCAACGUGUUCGUGCUGGGCUCCACCUUGGGAGGAGUCUUCGUCGGUCUCCUGGUGCUCUGCCUGAUCUUUGUGCUCUACGUGCAUCAACGGAGAAAGAGUGGCUUUGAGCCGCUGAUAAAGGCAGACUUCACACAUAGAAAGUACACAGAGGAGGCCUAGACUUCACAGCAGCAGAUAAGUAGAUCAGGCUCUACCAGGAGAUCGCCAAGGCAGUGUUGGUAGAUCGUGAGCAAUUAAAAUAAAAAUAAGAUAACAUAUAAAUAUAAUUCUGUAGUGUCUAGUAGUGACCAUACACUGUACGAAUGUAAUCAUAUUAUGCCAUAGAGAUACAUGCAUUUAAUCACUGUGCCAGUUAACAUUUCUACUUACAUUUAAUUAUACAAGUUAAUUGCUGUACUCACAGAUUGUACUGUUGCUUAAUUUAAUUCAGCUCAUCUGAAAAUACCUUUUAUUUUAACCUUAAUGUGGGACAGAUCAUAAAUGUCUGACACACUGUAUUAGAGUGAAUUCUUAAAUGUUUUUUUAAUCUGUACCACAAAUGCAAAUGUAUUGGAAUGUUGAGAUUUAUUCUCAAUAAGAGCGACAUAAAUGCAUUCAUAUUAAUUGCACUCAAAAACAUUAAGGCGUAUUUGUUUACCAUCUUUUUUCUGCAUUUGAGUCUUUCAAAUCACAUAUCAACCCCAACGUUAUGAUCAAAUACAUUCACAGUGAAAAAAAUACUCUAAAGAUUUCCUUUUUCUGAGAUAUGUUCUCUGACCAAAAAACUGUUUUCAGUGUUUUAUUGUAAAAAUAUUACCAUUAAAAGGUCAAUGAUACAAAACAUAAAAAGGGCAUCCAGUAAGGUCAAAGUUCAUACCAAAGAAACCUUUCAAAUGACACAUUUUGUAAUUGUCCUUCUGUGUUUUUGUUCUAGCAAAGUGGAUGCAAAGAGUGAAGUAAAUGGAACAAGGAAAGAAAAACAAAAAAACAAAAAACAAGCUUGACAAAUAUUCACCGAUAUAUUUUAAAAAAUGGCAUAACAGGGACAUUGCAGGCUGGAUAUGUAAGCUUAGCAGGCCUGCUGGUUACAGAGGCUGACGGACUCUUAGAGAACAGUGGACCUACAGACGGACUGCUUUUUGUCCACCCUCCUCAGCUGAGCCAGCCUCUCACAUUCUCUAGAAGUACGCUCUGCUGAGGAGCUCUAGUGGAGCGUUCAGUCCUGUCCAGUCUCCACAUAUUCUCAUUUCACAGGUGACUGUGGUUGGCUUCAAGCCUGUCUCUGCCGCCGACAUAACCACUCAGGCUUUACAGAUAAAUUUAGGG
Messenger RNA from Cynoglossus semilaevis (tongue sole), 3716 nucleotides. It is a transcript of the gene dct, whose product is annotated as dopachrome tautomerase. The transcript is spliced from 8 exons. Gene Ontology annotation, biological process: developmental pigmentation; ventricular zone neuroblast division; melanin biosynthetic process from tyrosine. Gene Ontology annotation, cellular component: melanosome. Gene Ontology annotation, molecular function: dopachrome isomerase activity; oxidoreductase activity. Lineage: Eukaryota; Metazoa; Chordata; Actinopteri; Pleuronectiformes; Cynoglossidae. The record is from RefSeq and is a predicted model, not a curated record. Bases 1020 to 2570 code for a protein of 516 amino acids.